Messenger RNA from Hippocampus zosterae (dwarf seahorse), 2740 nucleotides. RefSeq names its product ALG2 alpha-1,3/1,6-mannosyltransferase (gene alg2). Bases 917 to 2134 code for a protein of 405 amino acids. The record is from RefSeq and is a predicted model, not a curated record. Gene Ontology annotation, molecular function: alpha-1,3-mannosyltransferase activity; GDP-Man:Man(1)GlcNAc(2)-PP-Dol alpha-1,3-mannosyltransferase activity. NCBI's taxonomy places the organism in Eukaryota, Metazoa, Chordata, Actinopteri, Syngnathiformes, Syngnathidae. The transcript has 8 exons.
GCUAAUUUUAGCACCUGGCAGACGGAGGAUGGAAGUUGAAAGGGAGUCCAUUCAUUGUACCGGGGCGGGCCCUACUAUUUCAGCGGCGCAAUUGUGAACCAGCCAAGCCAAAUAUAGUCGUAGACAGGUAUUUUUAGCCUUACACCGUGUCCCCGUUUGCGUUCGACCAAGGCGAGACGGGAUACCGGCUUGUAACCCCUCCAGAGUGAGCGCGGGCUCGCUUUUAAGUCACUUGAUGUGACGCUGCCGCCACACGCACCAAAAGCAACUCGGCAAAAGCGAACCGAACAGCUGUCGAGAGUAAAUCUCGCCACUUGUGAGUCUCUCUGACCGGGGACCGGUGCUGGGGAACGCGACUCGGUCCGUCGGGCACGUUACACGGCAGGUUUAGAAGCCGCGUACAGCGACUGCUUUUGCGGUUCCAUUGUGGCCAGUGCUCCGUGGAGUGAAGCGGCAGUUAGGCUGCCUUCAGGUUGGGGGUGGUGGUGUGGUGUGGGGGAGUUCCGGAUAUUCGGCUUUGGGGGAAACUUCAACCUGAACUUGACAUGCAACAUUACAGGUCAUUCAAAGUGGGUUUCAUUCAAGGUUGGAGGAGCAGGAUUAGGACUGCACUUCACUGAAAAGAAUGUGACGUUGCCCUCUUGUUGCUGACGGAAUCUCCUGGCAGGAAAAUACCUGUCAUCGGUCACAAGGGCCACCGGACAUGUGUCUUAGCAAGUGACGUUGCACGCAUGACUUAACUCCAGCAAUUUUACUAUACACAAGCGAUGUGGGGAGAUCAGACCGAAAGUGCCAUGAACCCUGAAGUGGCUCUGUUUGUUGGGCCUGCAAGCACUCAGCGGACGACUGGAGAUGCGCGAGCGCAGCCGACUGUGCAGGAGCAGCGCUGUGUCGGCUGUCGCCGUUCCGAGCAAGGAUGGUGCGGGUAGUAUUUCUGCAUCCUGACCUCGGUAUAGGUGGAGCAGAACGACUAGUUGUUGAUGCUGCUGUUGCCCUUAAGUCUAAGGGAUGUAAUGUCCAGAUCUGGACUGCUCACUAUGACCCGACACACUGUUUCUCUGAGACGCUUGACCCAGACCUACCCGUGGUUUGUGUGGGUGACUGGCUGCCCACCAAUGUUUUUGGUUACCUCCAUGCCGUAUGUGCUUACAUAAGGAUGAUCUUUGUGGCUGUCUAUUUGGUUUUCCUCAGCGGACUGGAGUAUGAUGUCAUUUUUUGUGAUCAGGUGUCAGUGUGUAUUCCAGUGCUGAGGCUGUCUCGUCACAGAAAAAAGGUUUUAUUCUACUGUCACUUCCCGGACCAGCUGCUGACGCAAAGGAAAUCAGCCCUCAAGAAGCUUUACCGUGCUCCCAUUGACUUCCUGGAGGAGCGUACCACCGGCAUGGCUGAUAUGAUUCUGGUAAACAGCCAGUUCACCGCAGGAGUCUUCAGGGAGACCUUUCAGAGUCUCACAGGGGUCCAGACAGAUGUCCUCUAUCCCUCCCUGAACACGCACACAUUUGACCAGCCGCCCACUGAAGCGCAAGGCCUGUGGGGCCUGAUCCCCGAGGGAACCUCCCACCUGUUCCUCUCUCUCAACCGAUACGAGCGAAAGAAGAACCUGGGCCUGGCCCUGCGAGCCCUGGCGGCGCUGAGGAUCGUGCUUCCUCCGGGCCGAAGAGCGGGCGUUCACCUGGUGGUGGCGGGCGGCUACGACGACCGAGUCAGCGAGAACGUGGAGCACUACGCCGAGCUGAAAGCGCUGGCAUCGCAGCUCCACUUGGAGGACUUUGUGACUUUCUUACGCUCCCCCGCGGACUCCGUGAAGGUGGCACUGCUGCGGGGCAGCCACGCGGUGCUGUACACGCCGAGCAGGGAGCAUUUUGGGAUUGUUCCCGUCGAGGCCAUGUACUGCUGCUGCCCUGUUAUCGCCGUGAACUCCGGGGGGCCCCUGGAGAGCGUGGCGGACGGUGAGACGGGCUUCCUGUGCGAGCCCACGGCGGAGGCCUUCUCUAAGGCCAUGGAGAGGCUGAUCGUGGAGACGCAGCUCCGCAGGGACAUGGGACAAGCUGGCAGGAAGAGGAUGCAAGAUAAGUUCUCUCUUCAGGCCUUCUCAGAGCAGCUGUAUAGAUACGUCGUCGGGCUUAGCCAAUGAUGACAAGACUGACGUUUUCUUUUUUCUUUGUAUGUUUUGGGAAAUGGGCACCUGACUGUGUUUCUGCGGUGAACAACGAGGCGGUCGCGGUAUUACAAAGAUUUAAGAAGACAAUUAAUCAGCGUUGCUGAGGAACAGCAUUCUAUACCAAUUAUGAGGAAAAUAAGUGUUUCCAUACUCGGCUGGUCUGUGUAUGUGUCGCAGUGUGGCAACCAAAAAAUAUUGAUUCAUUCAGUGAAAUGUUUCUUUCCCUUUUUGGCCAUCUUUAUUAGCGGAGGAACGCAGUUAUCAUUAGGCAGUAAACACAGUCCUAAAUCAAUAAACAGGAUGCUUUCUUCCACUUCCUGUCUGCCCAGAGCUUUUAUUCCAAAGACGCCCGCCCGGUCUGUGACUCUUGCUCCUGCACAGAGGUUAUUAGCAGAUGAUAGAGAGUGUUUGGCUUCAUUAGAGGUCUGGUUGGUGGGCAGUAUGCCGCUGUCUGGGUCAUUAUCAAGGAGAAUAGCAGAAGGUCACUGUGUCUGUGCAACGGCCUCCUCCACUCCUCUACUGUAUAGAGAUGUUCUUAUUGACAUUCCACAAGUCUUAAUAAACUAGAUGACACACAAA